AAUAUGGGAAAGGGGAUGUGGGACGGGGGGGAGGGGGGGAGGAGGGGGCCGCCCAGUCCGCUCCAGGCCCUCCUCGCUCUGUCCACUCCGACACGGUGUCCUCCUGCCUGGGAGAGGGGAAGCAGAUCGGAGGGCAUCUCAGUGACCAGACCAGAAGCCUCCUGCCCCAGCUCCUUCCCCAGGAUGGACAGAGGCGCCAGCAUCUGGCUCCCCCUUGGACUAAACCUGCUGCUGCUCCUUCUGGCACUGCCACUUGGGGGCCUGGCUGCCACAGAAUGCUACGGGAUCCCCGGAAUGCCAGGCCUGCCCGGGGCCCCCGGGAAGGAUGGGCAUGACGGACUGCAAGGGCCCAAGGGUGAACCAGGAAUCCCAGCUAUUCCUGGGACACGAGGACCCAAGGGUCAGAAGGGAGAAGCCGGCACACCUGGCUUUCCUGGGAAAAAUGGCCCCAUGGGAGCCUCAGGGCUUCCUGGGACUCCCGGCAUCAUGGGACCCAACGGGGAGCCGGGAGAGGAGGGCAGAUACAAGCAGAAGCACCAGUCAGUGUUCACCGUCACACGGCAGACAGCAGAGCACCCGGCGUCCAACAGCCUGGUCAAGUUCAACACGGUCAUCACUAACCCACAGGGCGACUAUAACACCAGCACCGGCAAGUUCACCUGCAAAGUCCCCGGCCUUUACUACUUCGUCCACCACACGUCCCAGACGGCCAACCUGUGCGUGCAGCUGUACCGCAACGAAGUCCAGAUGACCUCCUUCUGUGACCACAUGUCCAACAGCAAGCAGGUCAGCUCAGGCGGUGUGCUGCUGCGGCUGCAGGAGGGCGCGCAGGUGUGGCUGCGGGUCAAUGACUACAACGGCAUGGUGGGCACCGUGGGCUCUGACAGCGUCUUCUCUGGCUUCCUGCUCUUCCCCGACUAGGGGAGCCGGCCUGCUCCAGCCCCAGGCUACCCCACCUCUCUCAGCUGCUCUGCUGUGUCCUUGUUCAGGGCAUUCUCCUCACCUAAUGGACUCCUCCUCCAGGAAGCCCACCCUGACUCCCACCCCCUGAGUUCUUUCCCUUCUCUGAGUUCCUGCAGGAGUCACUCCUUUGACACUUUACCAAUACCUUUAGUGUUAUCAUUCUUUUUUCUAAGUCUUGGAAGUCUGAGAGAUAUACAAAUAAAUGAUUAAAUCAAUAAA
Myotis daubentonii (Daubenton's bat) is the source of this 1182-nucleotide messenger RNA. RefSeq names its product complement C1q C chain (gene C1QC). The record is from RefSeq and is a predicted model, not a curated record. NCBI's taxonomy places the organism in Eukaryota, Metazoa, Chordata, Mammalia, Chiroptera, Vespertilionidae. Gene Ontology annotation, molecular function: protein binding.